Molecule: messenger RNA, 1714 nt
Organism: Patella vulgata (common limpet)
Lineage: Eukaryota; Metazoa; Mollusca; Gastropoda; Patellidae
Product: periodic tryptophan protein 1 homolog
Exons: 15
Coding region: 72-1694 (540 amino acids)
Biological process (GO): rRNA processing
Cellular component (GO): nucleus
Molecular function (GO): protein binding
Source: RefSeq, a predicted model, not a curated record
CGAAAUUCCUGUUCCGGUUUUAUUAGCACAUGGAAGAGAAAAUAAACAUAAACAACACAUAAAACAUCAGAAUGAACAUUGUGCCAUGUUUAACGUGGGUUAAACAAGGAUCAGUCAACAAGUCACCACAAAGGGUAUUAAUUGACAGAGAAGAUUUAAGAAGAGUUAUAGAAGAAACCAAAGAUGAAAUUGAAGAAGCAGAAGAAGAAGAAGAAGAAGAAGAAGCAGAGGAAGGGGCUAGUUCAUCACAAAUGGAUGAUAAAAAAAAAAUUAAAGAUACAAAAAAUAAAAGAAAGAUAACAGACAUGGAUGAUGAUGAUGAUGAUUAUAUCACUUCAAAGUAUGGUUUAGAUGAUUAUGACGAUGAUGAUGAACAAGAUUUUGAUCCUGUUGGUGGAUUUGAUAAAGUUGCUCUAUUUGCCAGUAAUGAUGAUGAUCCUUAUAUUACAGAUAAAAGAGAAGAUCAGAGUGAUGAUGAAGAUUUUGAAAUACAACCUACAGAUAAUUUAAUUGUAACUGGUAGAGCACAUGAAGAUGCUAGUCACUUAGAAGUUUUAGUUUAUAAUGAAGUUGAGCAAUAUUUAUAUUUACAUCAUGAUUACUUGUUACCUGCAUUUCCAUUGACUGUUGAAACUAUUAAUUAUGAUGUUGGUGAUACAGGUGACUCGGGAUGUUAUGCUGCUAUAGGAACCAUGAAGCCAACUAUUGAGGUAUGGGAUUUAAAUAUAAUGGAGAGUUUAGAACCAGCAUUUAAACUAAAAGGUGCAUCAAAGAAAAAAAAGAAAAAGUCUGGUACAGUAGGUGGUCAUAGUGAUGCUGUUCUAGAUUUAUCAUGGAAUUCAGUUGUAGGAAAUGUUUUAGCCAGUGGCUCUGCUGAUUUCACAAUAGCAUUAUGGGAUCUAUCAGAAUUAAAGGUUGUUACAUCAUUAACACAACAUAUUGAAAAGGUUCAGUGUGUAAAAUGGCAUCCAUUAGAAGCCCAGUCUCUACUGUCAGGUUCCUUUGAUCAUACUGUUAAAGUAUAUGAUUGCCGUAAUCCUAACACUACAAAUAGAACUUGGAAUCUACAAGGUGAAGUGGAACGUAUUGUGUGGAAUCAUUUCUCUCCCAUGCAUUUCUUUGCGUCUACUGAUAAUGGACAAGUAUUUUAUUUUGAUAUUAGAGAAGAUAAACCAAUCUAUAAGUUUAAACCCCAUGAUAAAGCUGUUACAGGUUUAUGUUUAAGUAGUCAAAUACCAGGUCUUUUGGUUACAACAUCAGAUGAUAAAAAACUUAAAGUCUGGGAUGUUCAAGAUAACAAGCCACAACAUAUUAUUGAAAAAAAUCUAAAGAUUAACGAGUUACACUGUGUUGGUUGUUGUCCAGAAGCUCCAUUUGUAUUUGCUGCAGGGGGAGACAAAGAAGCCAAAGUUUGGGAUAUUCGAGAAAGUUUAAAAGUAAGACAACAUUUCUUUAAUCGGAUGCCGGUAAAACUACAAACAGAAUGUGAAGGUGAUGAAGCUGAUAUAUCAGAAGAUUCAGGUGAUGAAGCUGUGGGUGCUAUGAACACUUUAACAUUACAUAAUGAACAAACUGUAAUAACUGAUAAAACCCAUGCUACAGCCACAGUUAAACCCAAAUCUUCAACGAUCGGUAAACAAAAGAAAACUAAAAAUAGAAAAAGGAGGAAAAAGUUGGAUCAACUUGAUUUGUGAAUAAAGUUGUUUGAUGAUAA